GGAGGGCUCAGGCGGAGCACGGUCCGGUUUUGAUGCGCGCCGGAGGAGCGCCGAGAAGGAAGGUGCCUCCUCUUCUCCCUUUCGGCGGGAGCAAGCGGCCUCGUGGCGAUGCCCAUCCCCAGCAAGCACCCCAACAUCGGCCGCUCGCAGAGCUGGGACGCCGCCGGCUGGUACGAAGGCAACUGGGAGAGCGAGAACGCCUUCGAGUACCAAAGGCCGCCAGGCCGGAGGAGCUCCCUGACCUACGGCGGCGAGGGCGGCUGGUACGAGCCGCCGCGAGCCAACGAUAUCAUCUUGCAGGGCGGCGCGGAGCUGAAGCAAGAGGCGUACCCGUACCAGGAUGCCGCCUUCGCCCCGGGGCCCCUCAGGAAAGGCUCCGUCCCAGACUUCACCUACUGCGACCGGCAAGCGGCCAUGGCGGCCCGGGGCUCCCUGCCGCCCCAGGAUUACUACAGCGACCCUUCCCUGUCGGCUAGGUCGCCCAAAGACCCCCGCUGCUACCGCGACCACGUGCUGAGCAGGCCGCUGGCGAGCUACGGCGUCCCCGGCAGCCGCCUCUCCUGGGACCAGGUCCCGGGGCGCCUGCCCGCCCCGCCGGAGGCCGCCCGCCUCUACAGGGACCCCAAGCCGGUCCCGGAUGGGCAGCGGCCGCGCGGCAGAGACGUCUCCCCGGCACGCUACGGCGCGGAGCCCCCCGGCCCGCGGUACGUGGCCGAGCCGCCCGCCUUCCCCGGCAGGCAGGCUUACGGCGAUGGCGUGGAGCGGCCCCCCGAGCCGGCGGGGGGCAGGCAGGCCGCCCCCACCUGCCUGGUGGUGGACCCCACCGGCGGCGGCGGCUACGGGCCCAGCAGGGAGAGCGCCGGCGCCAAGGGCCCCUACGACGGCUACGAGGCGGCGGCGGUCCCUUCGCACCCGCCGGUGCCCCCCAGCUUCCCCGGGCCGGAGGGGAAGAGGAGCUUCGACCCCGAGUUCGUGGCGCUGCUGCGUGCGGAGGGCGUCUCGGAGAGCACUUUCGCCGCCCUGCUGCAGCAGGGCUUCGACUCCCCAAACCUGCUGGCCGUGAUGGAGGAGAACGACAUCAAGUCGGUGGCUCCGAACCUGGGGCAGGCCCGCGCGCUCUCCCGCGUCGCCCACAGCUGCAAGGCGGAAAUGCAGCUGCAGCGGCAGGAGCGCAGGAGCGGGACGCUGCGCCCCAGGACCCGCUCCAACAGCUUCAGCCACCGCGGCGAGCUGCCGGGCGACUACGGGGCACCCCUCGGCCCAGGGCCCGCCGCGGACGGCUGUGCCGCCCCGCAGCCCCCGCCUCCGCUGCAGCCGCUCUCCCCGAGAGGAGGGGAGAUGCACCGCCGGCCAUCCAGCGCCCCGACCCAGCACCUGCUGGAGACCACCGCCUACCCUGCGCCCGCCGGGGCUCCUCAGGGGCCGCACUUUCUCCCCGGUUCUGGAUACAGCACCCCCCUGCCUUGCAACACCCACCCGCGCCCGGCCUCUGCCUACUCCGCUCCGGCCGGCGUGCCCGGGACCGCGGCCAACCCGCACGCCAGCCCCAAAACGGCUUACCCCACCACCUACACCGUCCCCAUGGAGCUGAUGAAGAGGGAGCGGACAGCCACGGCGUCGCCGGCACCCAGCCCGCACGGCAGCCCGCAGCUCCUCCGCCGGCCGGGAGCGCCGGGGGACGGCAGCCUGGCCCCCACCGGACCCGCUUUCCCUGCCCAGCUCUCCCCAUACCCGAAGCUCAGCAGGCGCACGGGGCCCCCCGUCAUCGUCUCCACCAUGGCGUCACCUGAACCAAGUAUUCGCCCUCAAAUCAUGAACGGCCCCAUGCACCCGCGGCCCCUCGUGGCACUGCUGGACGGGAGGGACUGUACGGUGGAGAUGCCCAUUUUGAAGGACUUGGCGACGGUUGCAUUCUGUGACGCACAAUCAACUCAGGAGAUUCACGAGAAGGUAUUAAAUGAAGCUGUUGGGGCGAUGAUGUACCACACCAUCACGUUGACUCGAGAAGAUCUAGAGAAGUUCAAGGCCUUACGGGUCAUUGUUCGAAUAGGCAGUGGCUACGACAACAUUGACAUCAAAGCCGCGGGGGAGCUUGGGAUCGCCGUCUGCAACAUCCCCUCGGCCGCCGUGGAGGAGACGGCCGACUCCACCGUCUGCCACGUCCUCAACCUCUACCGACGAAACACGUGGCUUUACCAGGCGCUGCGGGAAGGCACGCGGGUGCAGAGCGUGGAGCAGAUCCGGGAGGUGGCCUCCGGUGCCGCCCGCAUCAGGGGGGAAACGCUCGGCCUCAUCGGCUUCGGUCGCACUGCGCAGGCAGUCGCGGUCCGAGCCAAAGCGUUCGGCUUCAACGUGAUAUUUUAUGACCCGUACCUGCAGGACGGGAUAGAGAGAUCCCUGGGCGUCCAGCGGGUCUACACGCUCCAGGACCUGCUCUAUCAGAGCGAUUGUGUCUCGUUGCACUGUAACCUUAACGAACAUAACCACCACCUUAUCAACGACUUCACGAUUAAGCAGAUGAGGCAGGGAGCGUUCCUGGUGAACACGGCGCGCGGGGGGCUGGUGGACGAGAAGGCCUUAACUCAAGCCCUGAAGGAAGGACGGAUACGAGGGGCUGCGCUUGACGUGCACGAGUCUGAACCGUUUAGUUUUGCUCAAGGCCCGUUGAAAGAUGCUCCUAAUUUAAUUUGUACUCCCCACACCGCUUGGUACAGCGAGCAGGCGUCACUAGAGAUGAGAGAAGCUGCUGCUACUGAAAUACGGCGUGCGAUCACAGGGCGCAUCCCAGAAAGCCUAAGAAACUGCGUGAAUAAGGAAUUCUUUGUCACAACAGCUCCGUGGUCAGUAAUAGAUCAGCAAGCAAUUCAUCCAGAGCUCAAUGGUGCCACGUACAGGUAUCCCCCUGGGAUGGUCAGUGUCGCACCAGGAGGAAUACCGGCAGCUAUGGAGGGCAUCAUUCCCGGAGGCAUCCCUGUUACUCACAAUCUUCCCACAGUGGCACAUCCUUCCCAAGCUCCGUCUCCUAACCAGCCCACAAAACACGGGGACAACAGGGAACAUCCCAACGAGCAAUAGCAGAUAAUUUAAAAAUCAUUCAAUAAACUUAGGACCAAGAGACAUUGGAAAAGAAGUUAUACAUGAACUAAAAAAGAAUUUGAUACGAAAUUUGUAAUGUUGAUUUUGGACAGACGCAUCAUUGAUGUUCCAGUGUUAACAACAAAGUGAUAGCAGUCAAGACUGGGGAGAAGCCCUGAAGAAGUCACCUGCUUACUGAAGCGCUGAAAACUAGGAUGUGAUACAUUAAUGAUCAACUUCUGUUAUUGUGUGUUAAGUUUCCUUCAUCUGUGCAUCAAUCACAUGAAUAAAAAAUAGAUUUUUUUUUUUUUUUCCCCUCAAUUCCUUGGGAAGGACAGGGCUUCUGCACCUGUUUUCAAACCAUUGCAUUAAGCCAUCUUUACAGAGUUAACAUAGAAAUGUUAGAGGAAACCAUUAUGUGGCUUCAGCCCUUUCCUUACUCUUGUAUCUGGUUACCUCUUCUAACGGGAGGCGUCAGUACUGGCUUAGACUUGGAAGAAAAAAAAAUUAAUAAUCCUUUUUGCAGUCUCACAGGGCCAGUGACGUGUAACAGAAGUUCUCCUGCCAGGUUUAAGUUCUAGCCAUUCCAGCCGGGAUCCGUGGGAUGGGGAGGGCAGAAAGGGCUCCUGGCAACGGCCGCUGCCCUCCCAGGCUAAUGAAAAAACAAACUGCCAGUCUCUUCUCUGCCCAAUACACUGAAUAAAGUAGCUGUGCAUUCACCUACGCCCUGCAAUGAUGCAAAAAAAAAAAAAAAAAAAAAAAAAAAAAAAAAAGAAGAAAGUAUUAAGUUUCACACACUAUUUGUACUCAAAUAUAUUUUCUCAGUUUUAAAUCUGCAGCUAUUUUAUCAAGUGGAAAAAGUCUUGAGCUGGAAAGGGUUCAAGAAUAAUGUUGCAUUUCCUUAUGUCUCAGGAAACACUUUUUAUGGUAACUUGUCAGACUGUCUAUGAACAAAACCCACUUUUUUAGACAUUGAUAAAAGUCUUCUUUUCUUCACGUGAUAUUUUAUACAAGAACACUUCAAAAUGUGUUAUUAGAUGUGACUGAUUUUAACAAAUCCUAUUAGAUUUGUAUCAGCUAGUUACAUGUUAUAUUCAUAGUCUUUUGUGAAUCAUCGCCUUUUUGUUUUUAAAAAGAUGGCCUAUUUUGAGCCUUUGUAUGGGUACAUUCCUGUUUCUGUGACAAAAAAAAAAAAAUCUUAAGCUGUCCCAAACAGAAAAAAAAAAAAACAAUGGCUAUCAGAAGUAUGUUUUGUUUUAGUGUGUUACCGUUAUUGUAUUUGUUUAUUGUAAAGGUGGACAUUUAGCGUUCAGUGCAGUUUUCAAUAAAAAGUGAUAAAAUUUC
Molecule: messenger RNA, 4419 nt
Organism: Aquila chrysaetos chrysaetos
Lineage: Eukaryota; Metazoa; Chordata; Aves; Accipitriformes; Accipitridae
Gene: CTBP2
Product: C-terminal binding protein 2
Exons: 9
Coding region: 109-3075 (988 amino acids)
Molecular function (GO): NAD binding; oxidoreductase activity, acting on the CH-OH group of donors, NAD or NADP as acceptor; transcription corepressor activity
Source: RefSeq, a predicted model, not a curated record